GCAAAUCCUGGCUGCCAAGAGCAUCAACAGCAAAUCGAUUUGAACGCAAAUGCACCUCAACAUUCCAUAAACAAUCAUGAUAUUAGUUUAUUUGUACGUAUUUCUAGCCCUGGCCGCUGUUCCGCAAUGUCUCAGCAAAGUGACCUACACUUUUCUCGAGUUUCCGUACAAAGAAAUCCCCAAGAAUGAAGCAAUGUUCCAUGAAUAUGAAACGGCUUGCGCCCUUGGCUGCAGCGGAAAGAUAGGAGUCUCGAAGACGUUAUGCAUUCGCCAAUGCAUUUCUCCAUCUUGUUACAAGGAUCUCUAUCAAUCGGAUUUACUCGAAGAAGGAGAGGUGGAUGUUAGGCUCAACAGCUUCAAAGGAUGUUUCAUACAAAGGCACAACAGAUCACGUACUUAAAUCCCGUAAAUACAUGUAUUAAUUCAUAACACCUUUUUCGUCUCCCAACAAUAACAAACUAACCGCUACAGAACUAAUGUGUAUAUAUAAAUAUAUAUAUAGAUAUACAGAAUUUUUUACUUAGUUUUAUUUUUGAUGAAUAGUAUUAAAUAUGAAUGACUUUCAGAAAAUGGUAACUUAUUUGAUAAGUGACUUAGGCAAAGUUCGCUUUGUUUAUCAAAUUUCUCCUUUUGAAUGGCACAAAGAUUCAUAUAAAUCAAUAUUCGAUAUACGUGAUGUAGCUUUGCCAUUUGA
Messenger RNA from Nicrophorus vespilloides, 694 nucleotides. RefSeq lists its product as uncharacterized. The coding region runs from base 77 to 400 and encodes 107 amino acids. The record is from RefSeq and is a predicted model, not a curated record. Lineage: Eukaryota; Metazoa; Arthropoda; Insecta; Coleoptera; Silphidae. The transcript is spliced from 4 exons.